CGCGUGCGGUCACGUAUCAGUGUUGUUGCGGUCAGAGCGGCAACAACAGCACCAACAACAGCAACAACCGCAGCUCCGACCCACCCCGGUGUGGCCAGCCCAUUCACCCAGCCAGCCAGCCAGCGUGUGGGGGAACCGAUUCUUGGGCAAUCCUCCGAAGAACGGUGUAAUUCUUAGAGACCUCACCGCCCAGCCCACCCACCUUGAAGGAGUGGUCGCCCGUGGACCGUGAAAUCGUGACCCAAUACUGUGCCCGUGUGUGCGUGUGUGUGUGUGUGUGUGGUGGAGUUAGUGCCAAAUCGCGUGCGCCGCGUUUUCCUUACCGUUAAAUCGAGGUGAGAGCGAAAGAGAGAGGUGUGUGACCCGGAGGGUGCGGAGCCGCGGAGAUGAAGCUGGCGGGUGGAAUGCUGGUGCUGCUGGUGGCGUCGCUGGCCCUGGCCAGCCCCCUGGACGACAGCCACCGGGCGGCACUGUUCCGCCGAACCCGCAUCGGUCCCAAAGUCUACAAGCACGAGGACCAGAGCCGCCCCGGCAUCCCGGUCGCCGACAACAGCCAGGACACGCCCGUGGCGUCCGGUGAGGUGUCGGCGCGCGCCGCCAAGCCACCGGCCAAGGAGUCGCCAGCGCCCAGCGAUGAUACCUCGACGCCGGCGGCGGGAGUUCCGUCACCCGGCAAGCCCGGACUGAAUCGGUUAUUCGCCCGCAAGAAGUACAGUCCGCUGUUGCGCUCCGAUGGUUCCCUGAAGGGUGCGGCCAGUGAAUCGGCGACGACGGUCCCCAGCUCCACGGAGAGCGCAGCGGACUCGGGAGCUCCGUCAGAUGGGCCCGGCACUUCGGUGGCCACCAGCACGCGCCGCACACGCCCAACGCGCCCCGGAAAGGUGCCUCGGGUCACCUCACCCAAGCCGACCGUCUCCGUGAAGCCGACGAAGAUUUCGUCCCGCUUCUCGAAACCGACCUCGGAACCGACCGACAGUACGGUGACCCCCGUCACCCAGAGGACGACGCGCGGCCGACGGACGCGCCCCUCGAAGCCAGCGAAGGGUGGACCGGUUCCGGUGACGGAAGCUGCCAGCACUACUAGCACCGCGCCUCCCACAACUUCCACGACGACCACGACAACAACAACGACGCCUGCUCCAACCACCUCCACCAGCACCUCCACCACAACUGUUGGCCCCACAACUUCGACGGCGGCCGAUCCUGUGGUGUUGGUCGAAGGCACCUCCGUCGUUCACUCGUCGGUGAGGGGCGAAAGUAGCUCCCCGGCCGCGAGUCCUGCGACAACCGUGACAACUCCCACGACGACAACAUCGAAGACGACGUCCACUGCGCCACCGGGUGACGCGGACGACGACGAUGAGGUUCCGGCCCCGAUCACCACCAACGGGCAGCAGCAACCCUCGGAGCCGGUCGCCCGCCCCGAACGGGACGAUGAGACGCUCGUGUUCAGUCGGGCACCGAGCGGUCCCAAAUCCGACCGGGUGAUUCCGGUCGUCGAACGGCACGACGAUGCGUCCGCCGAGGACGACGGCAUCCUGAGGGCUGCCGCCAGCUUUGAACGGAAGUAGAGGUGUCAAUACAAGGCGCCGACGCCGUUCGUUUCCUUCCUUCGCUCUUCGGCCGCGUUCGCGCGGGGGCUCACUCUCUCUGGCGAACGCAGGUGCGAAUGAAUAAAGAAUGGUACUC
Molecule: messenger RNA, 1689 nt
Organism: Anopheles cruzii
Lineage: Eukaryota; Metazoa; Arthropoda; Insecta; Diptera; Culicidae
Exons: 3
Coding region: 387-1571 (394 amino acids)
Source: RefSeq, a predicted model, not a curated record